AUAUUCUAUCUUUCCUCCAUUUUUUCCACUAUUGGUGUUCUUCUUGGAAUUGCUUUUUUUACUUUAGUAGAACGAAAAAUUAUAGGAAUUAUACACUAUCGAAAGGGGCCUAAUAAAGUUUUAAUCUGAGGGCUGCUACAACCAAUCUCUGACGCGGCAAAAUUACUAACUAAAGAAACCAGAAAAUUGCAACCCCUGAAAAGAUUUAUAUAUUGAAGAGCCCCCUUAUUAGGUAUACUACUAAUAAUGUCUUGUUGACUAUGAUAUGAGAGAAUCUUCUCUUUAUUAAGAAAUAAAAUAAAAAUCUUUUGUAUUUUAUCUAUUAUAAGACUUUCUGCUUUUGUGUUUAUACUCACAAGUUGGGGGUCGAACUCUAAGUACUCUAUAAUUGGCGGAUAUCGGGCUAUCAGGCAGAUUAUCUCUUACGAAGUUUGUUUUGUAAUUUUUAUUUUUGUGAUCUUAUAUCUAAUAAACUCCUACUCACCAAUAAAAAUAAAAAUAAUCCAAGAAAACUUAUGGUUAAUAUUUUUAUCAUUACCGUUAUUUUUUACAUGAGUAGUAAUAUGUAUAGCAGAAUCCAACCGAACCCCGUUUGAUUUAGCUGAAGGAGAAUCAGAAAUCGUUUCUGGAUUUAACAUUGAGUAUGGGGGUGGGUUAUUUGCCUUAAUUUUUAUUAUAGAGUAUGGUAUAAUCAUAUUUUUAAGAUUUUUAUCAACCUUAAUUUUUUUAGGAGUAAGGAUGUCUUUAUUAAAAACAUUAACAUUUUGUUUUUUAUUUAUUUGAAUUCGAUGCUGCUUCCCACGAGUCCGAUAUGACAAACUCAUAAAUCUUUGUUGAAAAGUUUUUCUUCCCUAUAGUCUAAGAGUAUUAACUUUAUGUUUACCUGUAUUUUUCUUAUAA
Molecule: messenger RNA, 900 nt
Organism: Dermatophagoides pteronyssinus (European house dust mite)
Lineage: Eukaryota; Metazoa; Arthropoda; Arachnida; Sarcoptiformes; Pyroglyphidae
Source: the annotation of a RefSeq genome assembly